This is a messenger RNA of Effrenium voratum, 1093 nucleotides long. NCBI's taxonomy places the organism in Eukaryota, Dinophyceae, Suessiales, Symbiodiniaceae. The record is from the annotation of a GenBank genome assembly.
GUAUCUGGUGAUGUCCUUUCACAAGUGCCAAGUCUUCCAAUUCCUCAUCGGCAGGCCGCACCUGUCCCAGAACCACUUCGCGAAUUUGUUUUUGUGCUUCAUCAUCUUCAACAUCAUCAUUUACGCCUUCAUCGUUGCGCCAGGAAUCGCCGCGCGGAAUCCUGACGCGGUGAUGACGUGGGCCUUUCUGAUGGGUGUGUCUUUGCUCUUUUGGGUGCAGAACUGCUACGCGGACCCCGGCUGGCUCAUGCCGCGGACAGUAUAUCCGCAACACUUCCUCCUGGGGGAGGACCCAUCACAGGCCUUCGACGCCGAGCAGCCGGUGGAGUCCCAAAUGGUGCACUGCGACGCAGUGAUGCAGGAUUUGGGUGAGGGCGAGCGCCGAGAGCUCAUGAAGCUGGAAAUGGAGCAGAACAAGUACAACUACCAGCGGCAGCUCAUCCGAGAAGCCAGGAAGAGACUCGAGGAAGGUUGCGGCCUGGAUCCCUCCAGCCCGGCGGUGGGCGCAGAAUUGCAGCCCUUGAUUGGCCCAGGCGGGGACAGCAGCGCUUCUCGUAAGGCGCAGCUGGAACGCGCGGCCAUGACGCUGCAUGAGCGCGAGCGCGCGACAGGCGAGAACUUGGGCCGCGCCCGCAUCGAGCACCUGCUGUCCAUGGGGUGUGGGGAGUACCUCACCCUGGUGGAGAAGGGCGACUUUAAGCAGGUCUGUGUGGUUUGCCGGGCGCGGCGGAAGAUGCGGUCGCACCACUGCAAGGAAUGCGGGCGAUGCGUCGACCGGUUGGAUCACCAUUGCCCCUGGAUAGACAACUGCGUGGGCCUGGGGAACCAAAGGGCCUUCUUCUGUUUCAUCGUGGUCCUCUUCGUCACCAUCGCAGACUUCUACUACGGGGUCUUCCUGUACGCCUUCGACACCGUCUUCCCAGAGAUCUCCCGAGGCUCCUUCGGGGAGCUGUUUCGAUCGCUGACCAGCGGGUCCUUGGGCCCGGAGCUGCAGCCCAUCAUCGUCAUCCUCACCGCCGUGUACGCUUCGGAUCGCGGAUCGCGGCUCGUCGGUGGCCCCCAAUCACAGGGACAACGCUGCCUCGAGGGCUAG